Penicillium antarcticum is the source of this 2178-nucleotide messenger RNA. RefSeq names its product transcriptional repressor TCF25 family protein. The coding region runs from base 1 to 2178 and encodes 725 amino acids. Gene Ontology annotation, biological process: ribosome-associated ubiquitin-dependent protein catabolic process; rescue of stalled cytosolic ribosome. The record is from RefSeq and is a predicted model, not a curated record. The transcript has a single exon. Gene Ontology annotation, cellular component: RQC complex. NCBI's taxonomy places the organism in Eukaryota, Fungi, Ascomycota, Eurotiomycetes, Eurotiales, Aspergillaceae.
AUGUCUUCACGCGCCAUUCGGAAACUGCAAAAAUUGCGCGAUCUAGAACAACAGCAAGAUUCCGAGAAUCAAGAUGAGUCAAGCGAAGAUGAAGCCCCGCGCCCCGCGAAGCCCAAGUUCAAUGCUUUCGAUCUGUUGAACGCCGAAGAUGAGAACGAAGAUGAGGAGGAAGAGGAAGAAGAACAAAAAGAGGAGGAGCCUGUUGAAGAAUCAAAGCCCGAGCCCGCCCCUACGAAGUCCAAAAAGGCCAACAAGAAAAAGAAGAAGAAGAAGGCAGCCAAACCCUCCGAACCGGUCGACACUCCACCCAAAUCCAAGGAAGCAGAUUUGGAUGAAAUUGAUCGUGCUCUUAAGGAGCUGUCAACAGGUGGACAAUCGUCAGUUGGUGCAGAUCUGUCAAAUGCUUCCAGUGCCGUCCGCGGACCCUCAUUCCCUAAGACCACCAAUAAAUUACUCGGUAUCGAACCCAAAUUCCUCAAUGCGACAAAUGAGAUGCGCCGCCUCUUUGGAAAUGUUGUUCUGGAGAACUUCGAUUCGCCAGCCGAUAGUGGAUCAGGUCGCCGCCGGGAUCGCAAUCGAGAAAUGGUCGAUCUCGCUCAGGCCUUGACGGGAAGAUACAGUCCAGCCAGUCGAGGUCAGAGUCUAGGUGGGGUCACACUGCGGCGAAACGUUCUCAUGCAGGGCAAAGACGAAUGGCCUCGUGCGCCGAGUGGAGGACUCGGCAUGGAGACAGUAGAGAAACUUCCUGCGGGAGAGACACUCUACCGACUUGUGCAUAAUACCGCCUAUCAAGAUGUACAAAGGCAGUUUGAGCUCUGUGUUGAGUCAAUGGACCCCCAGAGACUCAUUGGACACCUUCAAUACAACCCAUAUCACAUUUCCACACUUCUCCAGGUGUCGGAGAUUGCCAAACACCAAGGCGAUCACGCUGUGUCUGCUGACCUGAUGGAACGAGCACUCUUCAAUAUCGGACGAUCAGUUCACUCUUCUUUUGCCAAUCGCCUCAAGGAGGGUGAAGCCAGACUAGACUUUAUUCAUGCCGAGAACCGAGAGCUCUGGCUUGUGGGUUGGAGGUACAUCUCCAACCUCGGAAUGAAGGGAACGUGGAGAACUGCCUUCGAAUGGGCUAAGCUGCUCCUGAGUCUCGAUGACAGCGAUCCAUAUUGUAUGAAGCUACUCAUUGACCACCUCGCCCUCAGAGGCAGAGAGUACGCAUAUUUCGUGGAUCUAUGCACGCAGACACGUUUCAGUCGAGACUGGGCCGACCUUCCCAACAUUCAGUGCUCGCUGGUUGUGGCAUACCUACGGCUCAACAAGCCCCAGGACUGUCGCCGACAGCUAUCACUUGCCAUGUCCCGCUACCCAUGGGUAUUUAAUAGACUGGCACAAGAACUUGAUAUCCAGCAUAUCCCUAAGCAAAUCUGGGGCAAGAUGCCCCCCACAGGGUCACAUGAGCUGCUCACUGAACUCUACAUUGCCCGUGCAAAGGAUCUCUGGAACACACCAGAGGCUGUCUCUCUCAUCAUGGAAGUGGCAGACACCAUCUCCGAUAACGAUGAACCCAUCGAACCACCAGAGAUUACCCUUGACAUUGCUCGUCAUGUAGUCCUCUCUGAUCUUCCCAAGGUGACGACCCACCUUCCAAACCACUUUGUGGCCGGUCGACUUUCAGCCUCCGACCCUCUUCCCCCGUAUGAGUCUGAAGCCUACCGUCAGCAAUCCGAGCCUGCUCCCGUCUAUGCAGCUCCUGCUGGCGGUGGCGAGAAUUGGUUACAAGACCUCCUGGGACAGAUUAAUGGCGCUGGUCUCCGUCUCCCACCAGAAGAGGAGCUAGCCCCGAACCAAGGCCUUGAUGAUGAGCCGGAAGAAGAGCUUGAUAUGCCACGCUCUCGCCCUCCACUUGGUGAUCCCUCGGCUCUUGAGCUCUGGCUCUCGCGUGAAGGCUUCCAGUCUCUUCGCAUCUUCUUGAACCAGUAUGGUGUUGACCGUGGCAAUUGGAGUGAAAAUGUCGUCGACUAUGCACCCUUGACCAACUAUCUGGAAGCAAUGGUGAUGAUUUCGGCGACAGCUCGCCAGCAGUUGUUGGAUGGCAUCAUCAAGGAUUCUCUUGGUGAUUUCGUUGUCAGUAUGCUUGAAGAUGAAAUCGCAAUGAUGCUAGAUGGGGACUCGGAUUCAUAA